Molecule: messenger RNA, 939 nt
Organism: Elaeis guineensis (African oil palm)
Lineage: Eukaryota; Viridiplantae; Streptophyta; Magnoliopsida; Arecales; Arecaceae
Product: pentatricopeptide repeat-containing protein At1g04840
Biological process (GO): RNA modification
Molecular function (GO): zinc ion binding; protein binding; RNA binding
Source: RefSeq, a predicted model, not a curated record
AUGCAGAAUGACACGUUCUCGGAAGCUCUGGAUUACUAUAACGAGCAAGGGAGGAUGAAACUGGGCCACAAUGCCUUCACCUUCCCCUCACGUCUCGGUGCCUGUGCUGGUUCAGCCGAUCUCGAGCCAGGCCGGAAAAUCCAUGAGUAUGUUUUGGAAGUUGGAUUGGUUUCUGAUUUGCACUUCAGAAAUUCUUUGGCUAAUGUGUGUGCGAGGGUCGGUUCCUUAAAUGAGGCUGGGAAGAUGUUCGAUGGAAUGCGUCACAGAGGCAUUGCUUCACCUGUGAAUAGGGAGCGUGUCUUGCUGGCCUAUGGAGGUCUUGGGGCUGUCGAAGAGGGUAGGAUGAUUCACAGGCUUGUAUAUGAGAUUGGGAUCAAGGAGGAUAGACUAGUGAAAAUGGAGCUGUUCCAAGAGAUGGUGAUUGAAUCAGAACUGGAUCUCGUGACAAUCAUAACUAUUCUUCAUGUUUCUGAUGACGUCAGUGACUUAAAACCUGUCAAGUGUGGCAGUUCAGAUUAUGCAGCCCAUGUCUUUGAACACAUGAAUACUGGGCACAUUGUGUCAUGGACCUCUUUGGCAUUUGCCUAUGGUAUGCAAGGUCAAGAUGAGAAGGCCUUGAGAACAUUUUGGAGGAUGAAAAAAAUGGGUAUAAGACCAGACAGUGUCACAUUUAUCGCCGUCAUGGUCAAUCUGCUUGGGUAUUUUUGGAAAUUAGUUGAGACAGAAACUUUCAUUGAAGAAAUACCAUUUGAACUGACAUUAAUAUAUGGGGAGCUCUUGCCUGUAGAGUCUCUGGAAAUGAACCUUCAGAUAUGUGGAGAUUGCCACACGGCAAGCAAACAGAUAUCAAAAAUUGUCCAGAGAGAAUUAUUGGUCGGAGAUGCUAGUCACUUUCAUCUAUUCAAGGAUGGAAUUUGCAGUUUUGGUGAUUACUGGUGA